CUUUAAUCUGUGUGUGACUGGGAGCUUCAGGAGAAUUUAGCUUUAGGAGAAGGCGUUUAGCGCUAAGAGCGGCGUUAUUUUUAAGGUCGUUAACGGGUUUUGACCGGGUGUCUUGCUUCCCUUGGAGGAGAAGAACGGCGCUGACAGCCAGUGAACUGCCACACAUGCAUGCAAAUGUCUGUUGCCUCCGCCGGUGGAUGACUUUGCUUUGUUUCCGAGCUUGUUAACCAGGUUAUGCUGCCCAAAAGCUGUCUGAGUCCCAGUGAGAAAGAGAAGGGCUAAAGCCUCACCAGUCUAAACCAGCUUUCCAGCGCCUCUCCAGCAACGACUCUACUGCAGAGCCAUGAGCAACCCCAGUGCUCCCAGCGAGGUUACAGACGCCGUGACUUCAGUUAUUCACGGACCAGAAGCUCCUGCUGGUUCAUCACUACACGGGUCUCCACAACCAGAAGAGGAGGAUGAUGGGGACCUGAAUAAAGCCUUGGGUGUCGAGCGCUUCCAGCAGAUCCUCAGGCCUGCUGCUGCUGUGCCUGAUAAGGAGCACCACACUUGCCAUGAGGAAGACAUUGAAUACCACCGUCACUCCUCUCACCACAUCCACCGGCCUCUGUCCAAACUGCCCUCCGAAGGACGCAGGAAGAAGAGCAGCAAGAAAAGGAGAAAGGAUAAAGAUCACAAAACUAGUCAGCCUCCCUGCAGCGUCCCUAUAGAGGAAGGAGAAGAUGAGGAGGAAGAGGAAGAGGAGGCGACAGAGCUAAAUUCUGUUCUGUCUGAGUCAGAGAAGUCCAAAGAUGUGGAGUUCUUUGUUUCAGAAGAUGACUGUAUGGCUAAAGUUGGCAAAGAGAGCCCGCACUCAGUCCGAAGACUUGAUAUCGUGCCACAGUCCGGUGUGGGAGGCGAACCCGAAGAUACAACAUCUACAGAUAAACUGCCUUCAUCCGAGCCCUCCAGCCCCACUGCACAGUCAGUCCCACCCGAGCACAUACCGCUGUCCCGUGUCUCUUCUGCCAGCCGCAGCUACGACCUGACAGAGCGCCGGCGCACGGGCAACAUGACGGGUGCUGAGCAGGCGAAGUACGAGCGCAUCCCCACCGAUGAGAGCGAAGCGCAGACGCUGGCCUCUGCUGACCUGGAUGGCAUCAAGAGCCAUCGCUUUGAAGAUGUUCCCGGCAUGCGCCGACACCUGGUCCGCAAGAGCACCAAGAACCAAGUGGUGCACACCGGCAAAGACCACAAAGAGCCGACAACUCGCAGUCGCAAGCAGGAUCGCACCCCCCACGAGGUGUUCGUGGAGCUGAACGAGCUGACCAUGGACAAGAACCAGGAGAUGCAGUGGAAGGAGACGGCCCGCUGGAUCAAGUUUGAGGAAGAUGUUGAGGAGGAGACGGACCGCUGGGGGAAGCCUCAUGUCGCUUCGCUGUCUUUCCGCAGUUUGCUAGAGCUCAGAAGGACCAUCUCCCACGGUGCGGUGCUGCUGGACCUUGACCAAAAGACUCUGCCUGGCAUCGCCCACCAGGUGGUGGAACAGAUGAUCAUUUCUGACCAGAUCAAAGCAGAAGACCGAGCCAACGUCCUCAGAGCCCUGCUGCUCAAACACAGUCACCCGAGCGAUGAGAAGGAGCACAGUAGCCAUUUCCCCAGGAACAUUUCCGCAGCCAGCCUCGGCAGUCUGAUAGCACACCACCACAAUGCCAACCACGCCUAUCAGACAGAGCCGUCAGUGACCGACCCCCUCAUGGGCACGGCCCGCUGUACAGGGGACACAGAGACGCACAUCGACAUGGAGAAGAAUGAAGUGCCACAGAGGGAGCCGAGCAUUGGACCUGGCAUGCAUCGGUCCAAGUCCAAGCAUGAGCUGAAGCUGCUGGAGAAGAUUCCUGAAAAUGCUGAGGCCACAGUGGUCCUUGUGGGCAGCGUGGACUUCCUGGAGCAGCCCACCAUGGCGUUUGUGCGGCUGCAGGAAGCGGUGGAGCUGGAGUCCGUCCUGGAAGUGCCUGUGCCUGUCAGAUUCCUCUUUGUUCUGCUGGGACCCCCGACUACCAGCAUGGACUACCACCAGAUAGGACGUUCCAUCUCCACCCUCAUGUCUGACAAGCAAUUCCACGAGGCGGCCUACCUGGCAGACGACAGGCAGGACCUGCUGAACGCCAUCAACAGCUUCUUGGACUGCAGCAUCGUGCUGCCGCCUUCAGAGGUGGGAGGUGACGAGCUGCUGCGCUCUGUCGCCCGCUUUCAGAGGGAGAUGCUGCGUAAGAGGGAGGAACUAGAGGUCAAAAUGUUGGCCAAAGAGCCUAAAAGCCUUGAAGAUAAAGAGGCCCUCCUCGCACCUUUGAAAAAGUCAGACGACCCCUUAGCGCGUACUGGACGCCCAUUCGGUGGGCUGAUACGAGACGUGCGGCGGCGUUACCCAAAGUACUUCAGUGACUUCAAAGAUGCCCUGAACAGUCAGUGCAUGGCCGCCGUCAUCUUUAUUUACUUCGCUGCCCUUUCUCCAGCCAUAACAUUUGGAGGUCUGCUGGGUGAGAAGACACACGGCCUGAUCGGUGUCUCGGAGCUGAUUGUGUCGACAGCGAUGCAGGGCAUUAUCUUCUGUCUGCUCGGGGCUCAGCCACUGCUGGUUGUGGGCUUCUCUGGACCUCUGCUGGUCUUUGAAGAAGCCUUUUAUAGUUUCUGCACAUCAAACAACAUAGAGUACCUGACGGGCCGCGUCUGGAUCGGCUUUUGGCUCAUCAUCAUCGUGGUCCUCACCGUGGCCUUCGAGGGCAGCUUCCUGGUGCGCUUCGUCUCCCGCUUCACCCAGGAAAUCUUCUCCUUCCUCAUCUCCCUCAUCUUCAUCUGCGAGACCUUCAUCAAGCUUGGCAGGAUUUUCAAGGAGCACCCACUGAAACGCUGCUCUUUCGACAACGGCACCGAUGGCAACACCUCAGUGGGAAACACCACCCUCAUGGCUAACAGCAGCAACCAGCCGGUGAUGGAGAAGGUCAGAGGGGAGCCGAACACGGCGCUGCUCUCUCUGGUUCUCAUGGCUGGAACUUUUUUUAUUGCCUUCUACUUGCGCAAGUUCAAGAACAGCGCGUUCUUCCCUGGAAGGGUCCGCAGGAUGAUUGGAGAUUUUGGGGUACCGAUUGCAAUCCUCAUCAUGGUUUUAGUGGAUUACUCCAUAGAAGACACAUACACACAGAAACUGAGCGUCCCCAGUGGAUUUUCUGUGACGAGUCCCGAAAAGCGCGGCUGGUUCAUCAAUCCUCUGGGAACGAAGGAGGAGUUCCCCAUCUGGAUGAUGUUUGCCUGCUGCUUGCCCGCUCUGCUGGUUUUCAUCCUCAUCUUCAUGGAGACUCAGAUCACCACGUUGAUAGUCAGUAAAAAGGACCGGAUGCUUGUCAAAGGUUCUGGUUUCCAUCUGGACCUGCUUCUGAUCGUGGUACUGGGCGGCACCUCGGCUCUAUUUGGCCUCCCGUGGAUGGCCGCUGCGACCGUUCGCUCGGUGACCCACGUCAACGCCCUCACAGUCAUGAGUAAGGCCGUUGCUCCUGGUGACAAGCCUCGCAUCCAGGAGGUGAAGGAACAGAGGGUCACCGGACUCCUGGUUGCUGUUUUGGUCGGCCUGUCGAUCGUGAUCGGUGAUCUGCUGCGUCAGAUCCCCCUAGCCGUGCUCUUCGGGAUCUUCCUCUACAUGGGUGUGAUGUCACUAAACGGUAUCCAGCUAACGGAGCGGAUGAUGCUUCUACUCAUGCCACCAAAGUAUCACCCUGAUCACACCUACGUACGCAAGGUCCGCACGCUGCGCAUGCAUCUCUUCACCUGCAUCCAGCUGGUGUGUUUGGCGGUGCUGUGGGCCGUUAUGUCGACGCAGGCGUCUCUGGCUUUCCCCUUUGUCCUCAUCCUCACUGUCCCCGUCAAGAUGUUCGUGCUGCGACAGAUCUUCACCGCCAGAGAGAUGGCAUGUUUGGAUGCUGACGAUGCAGAGCCUAAAUUUGACGAGCGCGAGUGUCACGACGAGUACUCGGAGAUGCACAUGCCCGUGUGACCUGCUGCAGGCCUUCCUGUCGUCGUGCAGCUCCUCUAACAUCAGUCAGUUAUUACCAGCGAGAGAUCCGGGACAGUGUCCUUAAGCCUGGAAAAAAAAAGCCUGUCCCUCUUUGUCAUUAAAGUCCAGUAUGUCAGAGGUUGCUUUGACUUUUAACUUUUCACUAUUUAAAAAGCUUUUCUGCUGGUUUAAUAACACAUUAUGUCUCAAAUAUUGGGAAAGCAGCUUUAAACUCUUGGCUUAGUUUUUAUUUUUUUAAACACAUUUCAGGGGAAGAAAGUUACCAAAUCAAAUUACUUUAUCUCAAGCUCAGUUAAACACAUUAAUAGUACAUAGAUCUGUACUGAUUGAUAAUUACCUUUUUUUUUUUUUUUUCUUUUUUUUUUUAGCCCUGAAAGUUGCUCUGAUUCACAUUGAAUAUGUGGAAGAUAAUGGGAUACAUUCCUUUAUAAUAAGAGUUAUUGCAAUUCACUUUUUUCUUUCACAUUUUAAGAUCACCAAGCGCCUUAUGAAGGAAAUGAAAAGGUAUUCAGAUUUUUUUCCUUUAUUCUGUCUCAUUUUAGACAGCUGAUGAGUUUACCCUAAAUCUCGUAGCACUUUUUUUAACAUACCAAAAUCUCAACAGUGACUGUAUUUGAUGUAAUCGAUGCUGCUUUAGUUUGCUUCAUAAAUGAUCUGUGAGUGAUUUUUAGCCUGUCCUGCUUUAACUAAUUGUUCUUUUUGUGCAGAAAUGCAGCAUUUUAGGUGGUAGCAGGGCCUUUAUGUCAAAUUAUGUACCUGCAGUGAGUUUAGACCACCAGCAGGGGGAGAUCUUGCAGGACUGCUAUGAUGAUGUACUGAAAAAAACGGUAUUAAAAAAAUGCAAUUUCUCCCUACACUAACGCCAUCAUAUCAUAUUUAUCAUCAUCAUGCAAACACUUUUUUUUUUUUUUAAUGCAAAAUGACACUGUGGCAUAUUAAUUUGUACUCUAAAUGUCUCCCCACGCACACAUAGGGUACUAAUGUAGUGUGUUCUGAGGUCUCGUUUAUUGUGGUCAGUUUCUUGGUGCCAAAUGUCUCAUGUAAAUAGUUUUGUGGUCAGAACAAUAAGCUGCAGUUCAGUCACAUGAGAGCUCCUAACUUGAAGGAAUUUUAGCCCAAAUGGAACUAUUUUCAUAGCGCUGCAUUCCUUGUUUUAUCUGAAACAUUUCUCUCAUGCUCAUGUCAGCCUAGUUGACCAAAUUUCCACACCACCUGUGUAGACAAUCUCAAUAUUCAUGCAUUGCUGAGAGGGAAGACUUUUAAAAAUAUGUACAUUUUUUAAAAGUUUUUCUCAUGUUGCAUCAGUGAGACAUGGAUUGGUUGAAGCUUUGACUGUGUCAAAUUAAAUAUUCGGUCCUCUGUUACGCUCACAUACAUGUUUCAAGCACUACUUUUCCCCCCGAACGGGCCCGUGUCAGCCUGACUGUUUCUGUAAUCUUGUUGCCUUUUUUGAUGUCACAAAGUCUCACACAAUCUGAAGUGCUCGUGGGACCGUGAAGUGAUCAGCUCCAAGUAUCUUCUGUGUUUGUAAAGAUGGCACAAACAUUACAGUAGUUUGCACUUUUGAGAUGCACGUAAAUCAAAUAUUUCACUAUUAUUUAUCUGUUAGAAUAAGUGGAGUAACUGCUGCAUUAGAAGCCUUAAUCGGGGUAUAUCGCACAAUAUUUUUUCUUGUGUAUGCACUCGGCUGCAGAACGGCCACAACGGUGAAGGAAAUAUUUAUGACAAGUUGCUUUUUUGUGCCCAUGAAUGGAGUGAAAGCAGUCUGUGUACAUCUAACUCUACAAAAGUAUGCUGAUGUUGAAAAUAUGUGGAUUCAUUUCAGAAGCAAUACAAAGUUUGAGAGGCUAUUGCUCAUGUUCUCGUGUACAAUUGUUCAGAUAUUGAUGACAAAUAAAGGUUCUUUUCUACUA
Archocentrus centrarchus (flier cichlid) is the source of this 5961-nucleotide messenger RNA. It is a transcript of the gene slc4a2b, whose product is annotated as solute carrier family 4 member 2b. Gene Ontology annotation, cellular component: basolateral plasma membrane; plasma membrane; apical plasma membrane. Gene Ontology annotation, biological process: bicarbonate transport; regulation of intracellular pH; transmembrane transport. Gene Ontology annotation, molecular function: solute:inorganic anion antiporter activity; monoatomic anion transmembrane transporter activity. The coding region runs from base 344 to 4027 and encodes 1227 amino acids. NCBI's taxonomy places the organism in Eukaryota, Metazoa, Chordata, Actinopteri, Cichliformes, Cichlidae. The transcript is spliced from 23 exons. The record is from RefSeq and is a predicted model, not a curated record.